CGUCGGUAUUACGUCCAAUCGAGAGGCUGAGAAAGCGUCUGUGAUAUUGUCAACCUCACUUGCGCGUGAUUAUUACUCCCACAUUCGUCUCAUCCAUCAGUCGUCUCUUCUGCACUCCAACACACUCCAUACUUGUAAAUCGGAAACCAAAGAAUCGAUCAAUAGAAGCGAUGGAGUACUGGCAGAGGGCGAAAACCUUCGCCGAAGAAGCCGCGAAGAAGACGCAAACCCUAACGUCUCCAGCGAGGAUCGCCGACAUCGUCUCCGAAACAGCCAAGCGGUCGAAGGAGUUCGCGGCCGAGGCGUCGAAGAAGGCCGACGAGAUCAAGUCACUCGCCGAUCAGGGCAUCAAGUCCCUCGCCGAUCAGAUUCCGUCUUCUCUCUCUCUCCUCGAUUCUCCCCCACCUCCUCCGCAGUCGGAGCACUCGCCUUCGGAGCUCGAGAAGUUCGGCGUCACCGACGAUCUUAGAGAGUUUGUUCGUGGACUCACGUCCAGCACCUUCCUCAAUUUCCCUGAUAAAGAUGAUUCAGUUAUAUCGGAUGUGCCAACUGUCUCAAAUGUUCGGCAAGAUCUCACGGAAUGGCAGCAGCAACAUGCUUCUAUUGUUCUUACCACUGUCCAGCAAAUUUCAAGACUAAGAUAUGAGCUAUGCCCGCGUCACAUGAAAGAUGGAAAAUUCUGGAGGAUAUAUUUCACACUUGUGAGCACUCAUGUGGCACCAUAUGAGAAGCAGUACAUGGAAGAGGCGAAGUUAAAAGAAGAACAAAAUAAAGAUGAUAAAUCCAAGCAAACUUUGAUAGAUGGCAACCCCCAUAGUCCAGGAGUGACGGUAACCAAGCAGAAAAGUUUGACCUCAACCUCGUCAUCAGCUGAGCAGGACUUGGAUACAUUUCUUUUAGGUGAUCUUGAAGAUGGUGAUGGAGGUGCAGAUGAUGGAGACGAGGCUUUUGAUGAUGAUUUUGACAAGAUUGGCAACUCGGAUGUCGAAGAUGAACCAAAGUUGUAGAAAGACCAUAAUUGCAUCAAUUGUGGUUUUGAAAAGGAAAUGUGGUCACUGUUACAUGGAACUACUAUCAUGUAAAGAGGGAAUGUGCAGCUGUGCUUCAUUGCCGCGUUUGUUCUUUUCUUGUGCAGUUUUAAGGCAUUGUCUGCUGGUUGCUUAUCAGAUUCGUGAAAAGUGUCGAUUCGUGUUUCUUUCAUUGCUUCUGGCGUUAAACAGAAUUGUCUUUCUUGUUUUGUGUAUCUGGAUUCAGUUAAUUCACUUCUUCCGUAUAGUUGUAAAAUAUAUCAGUAUGAAAUGUUUGAGAUUCAUUCUAAUAAUUAGAAGCCUUGAAAUAUAAUUUCGCAAUUUAGUCA
Messenger RNA from Rhododendron vialii, 1357 nucleotides. RefSeq lists its product as uncharacterized. The record is from RefSeq and is a predicted model, not a curated record. The transcript has 6 exons. Lineage: Eukaryota; Viridiplantae; Streptophyta; Magnoliopsida; Ericales; Ericaceae. The coding region runs from base 171 to 1007 and encodes 278 amino acids.